CGCUUUGUUUACGUUUGCAUCUGCCAUUUGUAGCGCUUGUUUUCGGCUUGCAUCGGCAGAAAGAAUUGCAUAAAAUCCCGGUGUUUUGCGGUCUUACUAUCGACGAUGGGUUCGAAGAAACACAAGAAACAUAAAUCCGAACGCAGGGAACGUGAAAGUGGCAAAGAAAAGUCGUUCAGCCUUGAUCGUCCACCCAGCCUAAAACUUAUACUGAAAGUUAGUGGCAACAGUUCGACGCCGGAGCAUGGGAACGAUUCACCAGCAUACGGUAUCCAGUCGGACGGCGGUAGCACUCUGUUCACCAGCACCAGCGGAGACUAUCCGGAGCGUCACAAAAAGUCGAAAAAGAAGAAAAAGAAAAAGGACCGUGAAAAGAAACACAAACAUCAUCACAAGGAGAAGCGGCACCGGCAUCGGGGUGACGAUACGAGCCACGGGGAGGAGGACGAAGAGGAGGAAGAUUUUAACAGCUUCGGAGAUGAGAGUUCCCAAGCGACGGCGGCAGAUACGGUGCCGAGUGUACACUAUCCGGCGGCCAGUUCGGUAGCGGCAGCAGCUGUAGCUGCGGUGGCCAGUUCUUCGCUGGCUGCUCAACCCGUAACAAAGCCGCUGCUACCGGAAGCGUUGCUUACUCCGAAGCUUGAGUCGGAUCUUGAGCAGGAAUCCAUUACCGAGCACGAUGGAGUGCUGCUCGGUGGAGGACUUGUGCCUAAGGAAGAGCUAACAACAGCACCCAGCUCAGUGACGACGGACGAACCACUGCAAAGUCCAGGUUCGAUGCAGUCCUCAUCACGACCGGGCAGUAAGAUAGAUUUUCACGACACUAGCUCGAGCCAAGCGCCGAAAACACCCAACUCGGACUGUAGCGGCCGAGAGCCGCGGAGUUGCGUGCUGAAGCAGAAGCAGAGCCGUUCACCACUGAACAAACUGUUGGACCAUCUGCUGAAAGCGCUGGAAAAGCGUGAUCCGCAUCAGUUCUUUGCGUGGCCCGUUACCGACGACAUUGCGCCCGGGUACUCGUCGAUCAUUCUCAAACCGAUGGACUUUUCCACCAUUCGGCAAAAGAUUGAGGACAACGAGUAUGGGUCGGUGUCGGAGUUUAGUGAAGAUUUUAAGCUCAUGUGCGAGAACGCGAUCAAGUACAAUCACUCGGAGACGGUGUACCAUAAGGCGGCGAAGAAGCUGCUGCACGUUGGCGCACGCUUGCUGCAGACGGACAAUCUGAUGCGCUCGUUACGCCCGCUGAUGACGUAUAUGCGCGAGCUGACAGCCAAAGAGCUUGGGUUCGAGCUACCGAUCGGAUCGGGCGAUGGCACAGACAGUGACUUUCAUCAUCAGCACCAUACGGCCGACUCGGCAGACGAAGCAAUGGCAGCGGCCGUUGACGAAGGCAUUAACGCGCAGAUUGAAGAGGAGGAAAAGCGCAAACAAAUUCGGCUGGAAAACAAUCCACACACCAAGUUUGAAGCGUUUGUGGAUGAUUUGACGACGGAUGAGGUGUUGGCGCAGGUACAGAGUGCUGCGCUAAACGCACGGACAAAACUGUUGAAACGAAAGUCAGCCCACAAGCUGGGCUUUUUGCGCCAGCACAAAGACGGUACGACUUCGAUGAAGAUUCUGCUCGACACGAAGUCGGAGGGCGGUCCGGAACGAACGGUGACGCUGGGUGCGCACACGGGCAAGCUACAGUACGGCACGGGGCAGCUGCAAGGCUUCCGGGAAGAUCGUCGCAAUAGUGCAAAAAUCGUAAAACCACUCAGUUACGGUGCGUUCAGCUCGUUCGCGCCCGUGUUCGAUUCGCGCUUUGCCAAUCUUAGCAAGGAGGAAACGGAAAUGGUCCUCAACACGUACGGUUGUGAGACGGGCGCGGAUUAUGCGGAAAGUAUUUUACGCUUCGCGAUGGACAGUCCGUUCGCCGCCGGCAUGGCGCACAAUCUGCUGGACGUGUUGACGAACGGUGAGCAUCGGCAGACGUACGGCAAGCUGUACGAAACGCACAUGCAGCGUGAAGAGAGCAAAGCCGUCCGGCAUACGUUCCCCGAUCCGGUCGAGGUGGCCGAAGAGGUUAAACGGUACGCGAACGUACGAAUCGAUUUCGAUAGCUUGCGGUCUCUGUCGAGCCUGGGUGUCGAUAUGAAUUUUCUGGACGAGCUCGAGUGUCAGCUGAAGGGUGCCGAAAUCGGUCCACAGCUGCAGCAAUCGUUGAGCACCAAUUCGGACCUGCUGCAGAAGCUGCAUCAGCUACAGACGGAUCGAUUGUCGGCGCCAUUGCCAGCCCAUCUGUCGCACAUUCAGCAUCCGUCGGAGGGUGAGCUGGAGCUGGCGGGUCAGAUUACGACCAAUUUGACGGCGAUCGCAAAGCAGCUUCCACCGGCGGCCAUCGCAAAUCCUCACUCGCUGCGGAAAGCUAUGGGUAUAAGCACCGCUGGAUUGGACAUUUUUCAACCUCCACCAACAACGAAUGCAAUGAGCGGCGCCAACCCGCCAUCAGUACCUGCACAAUCGCUUCAACCUGCAGCACCGCAGCAACAGCAAAACGGAAAUGUGACAGCACCCUCCCAUCCGACCGGUAGCAGUAUUUCCAACACCAACCAACCGCCAGCCCCAACAGUUGACAUUGACACAACGCCGAUGGAUAUGGAUCUCGAACCGGAACCCAUCUCUCACCAUCACCAUCAGCACCAUCCCCAUCCGCACCAUCUCACCCGACCGGCCCAGCAGCAACCUUCCGCCCAGCAGCAGCAGCAGCAGUCGAUUAUUCAACCUAAUCCCGUCGUUUCUGCAGCUCCAUCGGUCGAUAUCGAUAGUGAGCUGCGUGAGUUCCUGGGUGCUGGCCCCAGUACGGCGGGCGGGACGGAAUCGUCCGAUACGGCUUGCAUCGAGCAAAUGUUGAUGGAUUAAGGCUCUUAUUAAGAUGGUUUAUCUGUGUGCUUGUUUUUGUGUACGUGUGUGUGUGUGUUUUAUUGUAGCAAGAGAGGGGUGCAAAAACUGCUGUAUUUUUUAUAUAAAACAAAGCAAAAGAAAACAGAUGCCUCUAGGGUGGUUAGGAUUUAUUAGGCGAAGGGAAGUUUUAUUUUUAAAUAUAAAUCGAAAAGCGAUCCAUAGCGAUCUGUAUCGCGCUGCGUAUUACAAGUGCUUCGGGGACGGGGACGAGAAAAAAAAAACAAAACUCUAACUCAAGUUGAAAAUAUGGUUAAAAUUUUAACUUUCUUUAAAUUGUACGAUAAAAUUAGAUUAAAUAAAAUGACUUAUCAUAAAUGG
Anopheles stephensi (Asian malaria mosquito) is the source of this 3261-nucleotide messenger RNA. RefSeq names its product bromodomain-containing protein 7 (gene Brd7-9). The transcript is spliced from 4 exons. Lineage: Eukaryota; Metazoa; Arthropoda; Insecta; Diptera; Culicidae. Gene Ontology annotation, biological process: regulation of transcription by RNA polymerase II. The record is from RefSeq and is a predicted model, not a curated record. The coding region runs from base 106 to 2901 and encodes 931 amino acids. Gene Ontology annotation, cellular component: nucleus.